GAUGAAAGUUAUUACGAACAAGCCAGUAUAUGCUGAAAAAAAGGACAUAUAAAUUGACACGGCUCUGAAGCCACAGGUUCACAAUCCUGUUUGAAGUCCCACAGAAGAGUGUGAGGGUCCUGCAGAGGCUUCGUGUGGCCCAAGUGGAAAACAGAUCAUCUUUCUCCUUCUCUAUGUGUCUUAAAAAAAUAAAAUUUAAAAAGUACCCUGUUUUGGAAAAUGUGCUGUGAUUUAAAAAGGAGGUUUUUGCUCCUCUAUGCAACACAAAAAGGGCAGGCAAAAGCCAUAGCUGAGGAAAUAUGGCUGCAAGCAGGUGCCCGCGGAUUUGAAGCUGAUAUGCACUGUAUAAGUGAAAUGGACAAGUAUAACUUGGAAGGAGAAAAGGAUCCUGUAGUUAUUGUUAUUUCCACUACUGGUACUGGAGACCCACCAGACACUGCCCGCAAGUUUGUUAAGAAAAUUCAGGAUAAGAACUUGCCACCUGAUCAUUUCGCACACCUCCAGUAUGGAUUGUUAGGUCUGGGAGAUUCAGAGUACACGUUCUUUUGCAAUGGUGGAAAGACAGUAGACCGACGACUUCAAGAACUUGGUGCCCAGCACUUCUAUGAUACAGGAUUAGCAGAUGAUUGUGUAGGGUUAGAACUAGUGGUUGAUCCUUGGAUUGAUGGACUUUGGCUUGCCCUCAAGAAAGUGUUUCUAUUGCAGAAAGAAAAAGAAGGCAUGAGCAACGAUGUUAGUCCUAUUCCUAGCGCUCUCUCUGCAGCUGCACUUGUUGGGCAUGAGCUAAACUUAAGCUCAGAAAUACAGAACUUGAAACUAGAAGUUGAGGGAAAUGCAAGUUCCGAUGUUUCAUCACAGAAACAGGUUGACACCAAUCUUCGGGCUUCAGCUAGAGACACUGAACCUUCGCUUGUUCACUCUGUCCCUCCCAUCUCUCAGGCUACCCUUAAUAUCCCUGUCUUGCCACCAGAGUAUAUAGAGGUGCAGUUUCAGGACACCCAUGGUGAGAAUCCCCAUCCGUCUGCACUGAUUUCAGAGGGAACAACCUUCAAAGUGCCAGUUACAAAAGCAGUCCAGCUCACUAGAGAAGAUGCGAUAAAAACUGCAUUGCUUUUAGAACUCGAUAUUGCAAAUACAGCCUUUGACUACCAACCUGGAGAUGCCUUCUGUGUAAUAUGUCCCAACAAUGUCAAUGAGGUGGAAGAACUUCUUCAAGUCUUGGGACUUUCUGAAAGAGGAGAGUACUUUGUUUGUGUAAAGAUUAAGGAGGGCACUAAAAAGAAAGGAGCAGCUUGUCCACAACACAUCCCUGAAAGGAGCACUCUGAAAUUCAUCCUAACCUGGUGUCUGGAAAUAAGAGCAAUUCCCAAAAAGGCAUUUUUGCGAGCUCUUGUAGAGUGCACCAGUAAUGCAGGAGAAAAACGGAGACUUCAGGAGCUUUGCAGCAGACAAGGAAACUCUGAUUAUACCCGUUUUAUUAGAGAGUCAAAUGUUUGCUUGCUGGAUUUGCUUCGUGCUUUUCCAAGCUGCAAGCCUUCACUAAACCUCUUAAUUGAACAUCUUCCUAAAUUGCAAGCAAGAUUCUAUUCGGUUUCAAGUUCAAACUUGUAUCAGCCAGGAAAACUGUCCUUUGUGUUUAAUAUUGUGGAGUUUCCUGCCUGUCCCACUAGACCAGUCUCACGGAAAGGUGUAUGUACAGGCUGGCUUGCUGAGUUAGUUGCACCUCUACUGCACCCCAAUAAAAACACUCUGUGUACGGAAGGAGGAAGCCCUCCAACUGAAGAGAUACCUAUUUUUGCUCGUCCAAACAAUACUUUCCACUUACCUUCAGACCCUUCUGUCCCUUUUGUGAUGGUUGGUCCAGGAACAGGAAUUGCACCAUUUAUUGGUUUCCUGCAACACAGGCAAAAGCUGAGGGAAGAACAUACAGACUGGCAUUUUGGAGAGACAUGGCUGUUCUUUGGUUGUCGGCAUCAUGAUAGAGACUAUUUGUUCAAAGAUGAGCUCAGAUGUUUUCUUGAAAAUGGGACAUUAACUCAUCUUAAGGUUUGUUUCUCAAGAGACUCUUCAACUGCAGAAGGAGCCCCACCUAAGUAUGUGCAAGAUGUCCUUAGGCUUUAUGCUAAGGAAGUUGCCAGAGUCCUGCUGAAAGAUAGCGGUUACUUCUAUGUAUGUGGGGAUAAGAAGUACAUGGCUGAUGGUGUAAGUGAUGCUGUAGUGGACAUUUUAAGCAUGGAGAUGGAAGUUGACAAAUUGGAAGCAAUGAAAAUGCUGGCCAUGCUUCGAGAAACAAAACGAUAUUUGCAGGAUGUUUGGAGCUAAAUAUUUAGCUUUUCUUAUGUCCUUACAGCACAAAAGAUUUUGUGUUUUACUUUCACAUUUAUUCUUUUGACUAGGAGUUAUUGUCAAAAGUGCUGAUGUCACACAUUUUAACUUUUUCUGCUGAUCUUUCAUACAGGAAUCCUUUUAAAGGACAGCAAACCAAUCUGUCUUCUGAAGUGUAUUGUUUUUAGUAACAUUGCAUAACAGGUUGUAUCAAUGCCUUGAUUCUUUGACUAUUGCUUUCAUAUAGAAAGUAAGAACUCUUGCACUUGUACAAGUAUAAUUGUACGUUUACAUUAGGUCAUGUAUUUUUUUUACAAUAAUGUAUAAAUAAGCUACAGGGUAAAUGUGCAGUAAUCUGUGCAUCAUCAAAUACAUUACUGACUUGCUAGGAUUUAUUUGAAUAUUUUGAAAGAUUAUUUUUCUUCCACACAUGCACACAUGUAUACACGUGAGUAUACAUACAUACAUGUGUGUAUACAUAUGUAUUUCUUUUUUGCUUGUGCAAAAAUGGUAGGAAUGAAAGUCCAGAAUAUUGCACACAAACUUGUUGCAGAAUUUCAACUCUUGUUUUUUUUUUUUUUUUUUUAAUACUUAUCUUUUUCAUUGCAUCAUUCAUGUAUCUCAGUUUUGCUACACUCAAUGCUAAUCCUAGAUUUUCAUGCAUUUUAAGUUACUUUCAUUCCUGUCUGUCGUGUGAUUUUUUUUUUUUUUUUUAUUUAAAAAUCAACAAGUGGUUGAAUGUGAUUGCUGGAGAAAAUACUGCUUAGUAAAUACUUUUUAGAUUUCUAAAGUAAUAUUUUUUAAGUUGAACACACAUAAUGAAAUACUAUGUUUUUAAAGUAGUUAGCCUUACUUAAGGCAAUCCCCUUCAGAAAUGAAAUUGUUGGAAGCAAGUUGUUGAAAUAUCCAUUCUUCUUCCAAACAAGGGCUGCUUGGAGUGCAAAUAGUUGGAAGAGUGAAAGUGUAAGUUAUUCAUACUUCUCUUCAGAUCUCUCCUCUCUUUCCUUUGCUUUUUCUAACUUCUAAAAAUUCGUGUCAUCUUCUUGGUCCUUUGUCAUAUUUAGGUCUUUAAAGAUAAACAUGAGAGAAUGUUUUAGACACGUUGUUGUGUAUUUCCUUGGGAGAACUCUUGUUUUGUUUGGCCUUAAUGCAUAAUCAGAACCACAUGACUUAUUCCAAGGCUUGUAUUUGCCUACUGAUUAUUUGUAGGUAAUUCAAGAAAUGUUUAUCGAAAAAUUAUGAUCAGAAUAAAAUCAUGUUUUUAAAC
Messenger RNA from Oxyura jamaicensis (ruddy duck), 3592 nucleotides. It is a transcript of the gene MTRR, whose product is annotated as 5-methyltetrahydrofolate-homocysteine methyltransferase reductase. Lineage: Eukaryota; Metazoa; Chordata; Aves; Anseriformes; Anatidae. The record is from RefSeq and is a predicted model, not a curated record. Bases 220 to 2322 code for a protein of 700 amino acids. Gene Ontology annotation, biological process: homocysteine metabolic process. Gene Ontology annotation, molecular function: FMN binding; [methionine synthase] reductase (NADPH) activity; flavin adenine dinucleotide binding. The transcript is spliced from 15 exons. Gene Ontology annotation, cellular component: cytosol.